UUCGAUCUGCGACCGAGCUUUCCACUCCACUACUGACGUACUCCAUGCGUUAAGUGAAUGCAAGCAAACAGUUGAACUAAGUCCACCGCCUUGAGGUGAAAGGAGGUCUCAAUAAAGCGAAAGGCAAGUAACAAAAACAAGAAGUGACUGACAAACACUCUUUCGGACCAAUUAUGUUAUCCUAAAAGAAAAAGUCAGUUCAGUUCAGUCUUUUGACGAGAGCAGUCGCACGCUUUGUUGCUCUUGAUCCUGAUCAAACGACCAGUCUGAGUGUGUUGUGCGGUGUUGUGCAGGUGGUCAUGUGGCUGCUUACGCUGAAUGCUUUGGCGGCAAGACUUAUUCUAAAUUGGAUGAUAAAGCUACAUCUCAAGAUGCCAUCACAGGAUGCCAAAAUGUUGGUGCAACUUUAGUAACUCCCAGAUCGAUGGAAGCUCUUCAAAAUGUUGAGGAUGCCACCCAGGUGGGUGAGUUUUGGAUUAAUCUCUUCAAUAAAUAUGGUUUCGAUUGCCAAGACAAUGCCUGUCAGAGUGGGAAAUUGACAACGAACGAUGGUCAAACCAUUAGUCUAGGAGUAUUUGACAAAGUCGAAAUAAAUGACGACGAGAGAUGCAUUAAGUCAAAAAAAAUCGACAUCUGGUCGGUCGACUGUGACCAUAAAUUAGAAGUUGUCUGUGAAAAGAAUUGCCAAGUCGCGACUACGAUGACCACAAGUCCUAAUCCGGCACCCUGUCACAACAUGGGUUCGGUUCAAUCGAACGAAAACCAAAAGUUUUACAAAGCUGUGGACUCCCCAGGCGGAUAUCAGAGUGCUCAUGAGGCUUGUGCAGCUUCUGAUAUGGAAUUGGCAGACAUUUCAACAGAUGAGGGAAUCAAAGCAAUCCAUGAGACAUUGGGAACUGGCCCUUUUUGGCUGUCCACUUAUAACCCCAGUGCAAGGGAAUGUACGACACCUACUUCCUGUUACUCAAUUCUACGCAACGGCUACGGGUCUUAUAUACGAUACAAUUGGUUGAGCUCAAAUAUGGAUAUCAAUAUCACACCCGCCAGAUGUGUACAAGUGACAUGUAACAUCGGAUCAAUUAAACUUGAGAGCCUGGAUUGCCAAAGUACUCUUAAAGUUGCUUGCGAGUCAAGUUGCGCUCUUCAAACUAAAGGAGGUGGAUAUGACAGAUGCCCUAUUCCACCCGUGGGUCCACAUCCGAUAAUAUAUGAGACAACUCCAAGCUCAUUCAAAGCAGGCGCUACACUUCAAUUACGCAAUAGAUGGAAAACUUGAGUAGAUGCAGACAGUUUCAUCAAUGUUUUUUAUAUGUUUAACAUGUUCGUAACGAUGUCCCCAAGAUGAUGUGCGCAUUGUAUGAAGAAAGAAAACAGAACUUUGAUUGAGCUUGAAUGGUUCGGAUUUUGGAAUUUAAACAAUACAUUUGGCAGGACAUUCUACAUUUAAUCACACUUUUUUCGGUUGACGAACGAGGAAAUUCAAUCUACUCAUUAAUUGUGCCCACCUUGCAAAAUGAAUAAAUUCGUGUACUAUUCUUUUGACUUGAUAGCUAAAAAAGCUACUGUUUCUUAAAGUUUGCUCAAGAUUGUCAUGUUUACAUAAACAGAUAUUUUCUAAUAGAAAUAAAAACCUAUUAUAUUAUAGAAACGUAAUUUUGAGCUGAAAAUUGAAAUACAUGGUCUAAGCGACA
Molecule: messenger RNA, 1691 nt
Organism: Tigriopus californicus
Lineage: Eukaryota; Metazoa; Arthropoda; Copepoda; Harpacticoida; Harpacticidae
Exons: 6
Coding region: 425-1276 (283 amino acids)
Source: RefSeq, a predicted model, not a curated record